UUAUCUCUAACUUUCCCGCUUCGUACUCCGCGAAGAUGAAUCCUCCGAAUCCCUUCUUCCAUCCAUCCUUCACUUUUCUUCCCCAAAUCCCUAAUCCUAACCCUAGCCCUAACACUAAUUUCUCUUACUCUAUUCCUCCAAACCCUCACACACUUGUUCCUAUAAUCUCCUCUGAUACGAUCUCCGACCCUCCUUCAAAUCUCGAUCUUCAGGGCACCGUUUCAGUAAUCAAAGACCUAAUCAAUCUAGCCGAGAGCACCGUAAAGGCCGUCUCUGAUCUUCUCUAUUCCGGCAAACCCCCUGAAUUCGACGAUGAUUUCUGUUCCUGCCCGUUUGAUUCUCGCCACCGCAUGGCGCCGGAGUUCCUCUUCCGUCAUUCUCUCCGGUGCUCUUCUUCGCCUGCUGUUGUCGAUCUCGAACUUCUGGAGUCUCUCCAUUAUCCCAGUUCUCUUAAAACGGAAGACGAGUUGCGGAGAGAAAACCGAUUCGUUCAGUCUCUGGAGGAACCCGAUUCUGAGCUGUGCUUUUCUCUCGAUGAUUACGGUGAUUUUGGUACCAAUUUCUUUUACAGGGAUUGCCCGGGUGUUGUUUCUUCCUCUGAACAAGAUGCUGCAAAGAAGACAUUUACACUUCCCUGCGUUUUAUCCUUGGAGUGCGCGAACUUUAUUUCUAACACUUACGGAGAAGUUAUGGAUUUGCCGAGAGAUUAUCUGACGAUUCUUCCAUCGGAAUUGUGGGCGUUGAAAAAUGAAUUAGAGUUGUGGAAUGAUUAUCCAUCUUCUUAUUCUUAUAAUGUUCUUCGAGUUGCUUCAUGCUUACGGAUGAUUAAAGAGGCUGAUAUGCUGACAUGGGUAAUUUCAAACUCGCCGCUUUAUGGAAUUGUUAUAGACGUGUAUAUGAGGGAUCACAUAUUUCUGCUGUUGAAACUGUGCUUGAAAGCAAUAUCACGCGAAGCAUUUCGUUCUAGUGGGUUGCUGUUGAGAGAAGCCUCGAAGGAGGGCAACGGGGAGUUGAACCCAAAGACUUUGAGUUUUGAGUGUCCAAUUUUGGUUGAAGUGCUGAAAUGGUUAGCAUCUCAGCUUUCUGUUUUGUACGGGGAAGCAAAUGGAAAGUUCUUUUCUAUUAAUAUGCUUAAGCACUCUCUAUUAAAUGCUGCAUCCGGUUUGUUAUUGUUUCCUUUGGGUCAGAGACAGGCAGUAGCUAUUGAUUCUAAAGCGGAAGAUCAUGGGAAUUCUGAUGAAAGCGUCAGUGAUUUAGGCAGUGAAUUUGUUCGAUUAGAAACAACAGGAGGUGUCAAACUAGAAGAGCCUUCCAACAGUAGAAAACAUGGAGGUGGGAGUUUAUUUAGUGAUGAAAAUGCUGGUAUUAGCCAGGUUUUUGUUUCCCAAGUUGCAGCAGCAAUUGCUGCUUUGCAGGAACGAUCCUUGCUUGAGGAAAAGGUCAGGGGUUUAAGAUAUGCGGGGCCAAUUUCCAAAUCUCAUCUGAUGGUUGAAUAUACAAAUUUGUCAAUGAGAGCUGAUGAGGAGCGUCAUAAACGUUUGAAUUACAGACCUAUUAUUGAGCAUGAUGGACUUCUUUUGCAGCCAUCACAGAACCAGGAAACAAGUAAGGCUAGGACAAGAGAAGAACUGCUGGCAGAGGAAAGGGAUUACAAACGGCGAAGAAUGUCAUACCGCGGUAAGAAGGUGAAGCGAACAAAAAUUCAGGUGAUGCGGGACAUAAUCGAGGAGCACAUGGAGAAAAUUAAACAGGCAGGAGGGAUUGGAUGCUUUGUGAAAGGAGCCUCAGAGGGUGGGAGGUUUCUAUCCGGAAUGGUUUCUGAUAAAGUUAUGACUACAGAUGUUAGUGAGUUGAACAACAGUGCAUAUGACUCAAUUGAAGCAUGUCCCGGUCCAUCACAUAGCCACGGAAAAGAAUCACGUUCUGACCAUAGUAUGGCACAUGCAAGAUCUGAUGAUGCUCGCAGUAAAGAUAGAGAAGGAUUUAGAGUGAUCCAUGACUCAAGGAAUCCACACCAUCAACAGAGACAUGAAUCUGAUGAUCACCAUGAAUCUCUAGAGAACCACCAGAGAUGUAUCGGUAGGGAUAGAAGAGAGAAAGAUAAUAUCAAGGGCAGAAGAGGGAGAGAUUAUAGCGAGGACAGAAGAGAGAGAGAUUGCAGUAAGGAUAGAAGAGAGAGAGAUUAUAGUAAGGAUAGAAGAGAGAAAGGUUAUAGUAAGGUUGGAAGAGAUAAAGAUUAUAGUUCCAGAAAUUCAGAAAGUUACAGGAGUCAAGGUCGGUCAUACGAGCAAUCUAGAAGGCAAAAGGAGCGAGAUGAUGUGGAUGUUACUGAGACCAAGUAUGACAGAAGUCAUCGUGUUUGUUCUCAUAGGUCCAAUUAUCAUGAUAAUACAUCCUUUUCUUCCUCGAUUCCUGAAAGUGAUGUAAGUGAGGAGAAACAUCAAAUGCCAGAAAUAAAAAAUAGAUGGAGGGAGAGGGUAUAUAAGAGUCGUAAAACAGAGACUGUGACACAAGAUAUGUUUGAAGACAGAUAUGAUCCUUCAAGAUCAUAUGAUAAAGAUGAGGAGGCCUAUGAUGAUUCCUCUUGUAGCAGCAGGUUUGUUAGACCAGAGUAUGAUUGAUGUCAAGCAUAAACAAGUGCAAAGAGUUGACUGGUGCUGGAAAAGGGCAUCUGCAGGAUCAUGACAAGAGGUCUUGAUUAGGUCUUUUGCUGUGCAUAGGAAGUUGUUCAGGCUUCAGGAAUUUUACCUACAUCUGUAUCCUCCUUUGUAUCCUCAAAUAUUUUUUAUUCUUUAUUGUUAAACACUACCUAUUUAACUGCUGGUUGAAAUGCUUAAUGAAGGCUAUCAAGUUUUAUGAAGUUUUUAUUUAUUUUUGUUAAAUAUGCAAUUAUACUUAAUAAUAGAAAACUGCCAACUGAUUUUAAGUUGGUAUGCUUUUUUUCUGUUUUAUUUGCUUGGAUGCAAUGUACAUGUUUGUAGAAUGUGGUAAUCAUUGUGCCUAAAUUUAGUCAAGUCCAGCAUAUCAUGCUAUCUGAUUUUCUGCCUGCAGAUAUAUAGAAGAGGAAUUCGCAUCUGUUCCCCACAGGCGCCCCACAGCACACCCCAACCAUGUAUUGGGAACAUCUCUCAAUGACAACUACGGGAGAUGUUCCCAAUGCAUGCUCAGAUGUGCAUGUGGGGCACGCUCUGUUGGGAAUCAAUGUGAACUCAUAGAAGAGUGGGUCAGCUUGGAUUGAAGAUCUUAACAAUUGCACUACUAAAAACAUUUCUUCUCUUUCAUUAACACUGUUAUCUACAUAUUUACUAUUCAAGGGAGGACUUCUGAUCUAGAUUAUCAUGUGCUGUGCUAACUCAUCGGUGCCUCUCUAGCAAUUUUUUUCCUUGUGCUGUGCAUA
Nelumbo nucifera (sacred lotus) is the source of this 3397-nucleotide messenger RNA. RefSeq names its product U11/U12 small nuclear ribonucleoprotein. NCBI's taxonomy places the organism in Eukaryota, Viridiplantae, Streptophyta, Magnoliopsida, Proteales, Nelumbonaceae. The record is from RefSeq and is a predicted model, not a curated record.